UUGCCAUAUAAGUUGACUCCUAGUGGUCCGAAAGUUAUCUUAACACAAAACACUCUUUUGUCUGUUACCUUGACGUUAAAUAUAUGAUUUUAUUAGUGUUUAACGUUGAUGUUGUCACCACUGCUACAUAGCAACCCUAGCUGGACAUGCGAAUUAAAUUAAAUGUAAUUUUGCAGGAUAUAGAACAGAUCCAUAGUAUUAUUUGGAUAAGAAUUUUGUUCAGUCAACAUGGACAUGGAAGAAAAUUUUUGUACAUUCUGCCAUACAGUAGUACCUCAAAGUGAAUUAAGCGAUUCACUGGAAGAAAUGCUGAUAGUACUUUUCAUUGAACAGACAUCUGAUGGAGCUAUUGCAUGUCCAUGUUGUAUAAAAAAAAUUACUGAAUUUUGUGAAUUCAAACUGCUCUGUUUAAUUGGUGAAGAAGAAUUAUAUCAGUCCAGAGAGAAUGAAAAUGAAGCUUUGUGUAACUUAUUCCUAAAAGUGUAUGGGUCCAGUAGAUGUAGAUUCUGCAAAAGCCAACUUGGUCUUUCAGAAAUAAAAAUGAGACUGCAUCCUUUGGACCAAUAUGGUAUCAGAGGACUUGUCAAAAAGCAUUUUUGUGAAAUGAUAAAGCGGAUUUCGGAUAAUCGCUAUUCGGAUAAUCGGGGUUCUACUGAAAAUGUACAUAACACUGUGUAUUGCUUGGAGCUCUACCCUAUGUUCGAGACAAAUUUUACAUUUGACUGCGAAGAUUUAUCGUCUUGUUUGAGUUGGAUUUAAUCUAUGGCAUGAUCACCGUACGAUUUCCUGUUAGAGGAAAUACAAUUUUAGAGAAAAGUAUGGAUAGGUUAUGAUGCAUGAUUAGUUUGAAUGACUUCUGAAAAGGAAGGUUAUGAUAUAGCAGAAACAAGCAGUUGGAUGAUAUGCAAAUCCUGCAUAGAAGUUUUAAGCGAUUUUAAAUCGUUCCUAAACGCAUGUGAAAUUAUUCCAAGAAUAAACUUGCCCACUGACAAACCUAAUGGAUUAUCAGAUAAACUUAUAAUAUCAAACGCAACAUCCGAAAUUGUAACGGGUGUAUUUUUUGAAUGCCAAUAUUGCGGUUGGAAGAGAACAUCCAAAGAAAGCUAUGACAGACAUAUUCGCUUCAGGCACAAGGAUUGCUUGAGAGCGUCCUCAAAUCAGGAUCUUAUUUACAAAUGUUACUUGUGUAAUAUUAAGAAAAAUCAUGAGGUAGAUCUCUUGCAACACAUAAUAACAAAACAUAUAGCAUCGAAGCGUCCUGAAAUUGAGAAAGAUAAGGAAAUAAGUAACUCUAUAGGAAAUCAAAGGAAAGAACAACUUUUUGAAUGCUACUUGUGUAGUGAAAAGGCUGCUUCAAAGUCCGGUUUAAUAUGUCAUAUCAGAGCUUCUCACUUUAGAAAUCGGUACCACUGGACCCCUCAAAGCCGAGGCAAAUUAAAAAUUGACAACAUAAAUUUUUCAAAUGGAGAACAACAGGCUGACGAUGAAAAUAAUACUAAUGGACUUUGUGUGAAAAACAACAAACACCUUGAGAAAGUGUAUUCAGAGACCAGAAGGAAUAAUCAACGUGGAAGGAAGAUUAAUUUGAUAAAAACUACAGAACAAUCUAAGACUGUCAAGACCCCUAAAAAAAAAUCUGCACGGCAAAACAAUCGAGAUUAUAAAUGUACAAUUUGUGGAUAUUCCACGAAUCUGAAACUGGUGUGGUUCAACCAUAUGAGGUUCAAACACACAACUACGAAACAUCACGUGAAACUAAAAAGAAAAUUGCAACAGAAUAAUGAUGCUCUAGACCCAAACAAUAGUAUUGAUGAAAUUGGUAAAAUCAUGGUGAUUUCAAAUGAUGAACCCUUUGAGCAGAAUAAUUUCAUACAGGACAAAGCUGUAACUGAAGAUGAACCGAAGAUUGAAUUGGUACAGAAAAAUAGUGGUAUCGCAAAUACUGAAGCAGCAAAAGUUACACCUAACUAUAAAAUGAACCCUAUGGUUGUAAAGUUGUUAAACGAAUCUACAAGCAAAAGUGAUCGGAGCAUUGUUAAGAAAAAUAGUAAUCCAGAUGAGCAUUCGACAGAAAAUUUAAGAAAACGGUACUUUAGGUGUCAAUUUUGUGAUGUUGUCAAGCUGAAGCAAAUUGCUCUAAUUCUGCACGUCAGACAUAGGCAUUCAGCACAAACGAAUCCCGAUAUUGGCAACGUUCUGAAUGGUUCUGAAAAAGUAAUAGCAAAUUCAACUGAAGAAUCGUCAACAAAUAGUGGAUUGCAUCGAUUCAAAUGCAAAUUUUGUGAUGUGGUUAGAAUGAAGAAAUCUCAUCUGAAUAUGCAUAUGAACACUCAGCAUCCAGGAAGAAUCCAAUGUCCAAUAUGCCAAUUCAGAACCAAUGGGAAAGGAGCUCCGUUGACUAACCAUAUGAGAUUCAAACAUAAUAAGAGUGUUUCUUUCAGUGGUAACGAUUUGGUAAUUUCCGAUAUAGUAAAUGGGUUAUUUGAGUGUUAUAUCUGUGGCGUUAAAAGGAUAUCAAAGUCCAUCUUGCAGAGUCAUAUUACACGAAUGCAUAUGAAAAAACGUAAACGUAGGACGAAAGCUCCUACUGAUGAAUCUAAAACAAGGGAGAUCAAGAAAAUGUUACUCGAAUGUCCUAUGUGUUCUAAGAAAACUGCAACCCAAUAUCAUUUAACAAGACAUUCACGAUUUAAAAACCAAACUAUUUUGAAAUGCAAAUUUUGUGGUUUACAGUUACGUUGGAAAGACGACUCUACAGUCAAUAAUAAGGGCACACAUAAUAAUUUAGAAGACGAAAAAGAGGAAAUAUCUAAAAAUGGGUAUUUCGAAUGUUACAUGUGUGCUAAGAUUAAAACAAGUAGACUGAAAUUAAUACAUCACAUUGAAUCUAAACAUCAGGAUAUAUACGGAGAUAGGAUAAACAAGCUCUUCAAAUGUUAUUAUUGUGGCACCAAAGUGAAACGUAAAGAUACAUUAUUACGCCAUAUUGAACGCAAACAUCAGGAUUCAAGUCAAUAUGACGAAGUAACUAAACAGGAUGGCAAUGAAAAUUGUCGGACAAAACAUGAGUGCGAACCUGUUAAAUUUACUUGCAACCUUUGUGGCCCUGGGACCGAGUGUAAACAUCAGGAUACAAGUCAAUAUGGCGACGUAAAUAAACGGUACGGCACCGAAUAUGGCGAUGAAAAAGGUUCGUCAAAACAUGGAUACGAACCUGUUACACUAAUUUGUAACCUUUGUGGCCCUGGGAGAGAGUGUAAACAUCAGGAUACAAGUCAAUAUGGCGACGUAAAUAAACAGUACGGCACCGAAUAUGGCGAUGAAAAAAGUUCGUCAAAACAUGGAUACGAACCUGUUACACUAAUUUGUAACCUUUGUGGCCCUGGGAUAGAGUGUAAACAUCAGGAAACUAGUCAAGAUGGCGAUGUAAAUAAACAGUACGGUACCGAACGUGACAGUGAAAAAAGUUCGUUAAAACAUGGAUGCGAGCCAGUUACAUUAAUUUGUAACAUUUGUGGCCCUGGGAGGGAGUGUAAACAUCAGGAAACUAGUCAAGAUGGCGAUAUAAAUAAACAGUAUGGUACCGAACGUGACAGUGAAAAAAGUUCGUUAAAACAUGGAUGCGAACGAGUUACAUUAAUUUGUAACCUUUGUGGCCCUGGGAGGGAAUGUAAACAUAAGGAUACUAGUCAAUCUGGCGACGUCUCCAAACCACACGGGACCCAAUAUGGCAAUGAAAAUAGCCCAUCACAACAUGGGUGUGAACCUGUUACAUUUACCUGCAACCUUAGUGGCCCUGGGAGAGAGUGUAAACAUCGGGAUACGAGUCAACAUGGCGACGUAACCAAACCCUGCGGUACCGAGUGUGACAAUGAAAAAAGUUUGUCAAAACAUGGAUGCAAAGAUGUUACAUUAAUUUGCAACAUUUGUGGCCCUGGGAGGGAGUGUAAACAUCAGGAAACUAGUCAAGAUGGUGAUGUAAAUAAACAGUACGGUACCGAACGUGACAGUGAAAAAAGUUCGUUAAAACAUGGAUGCGAACGAGUUACAUUAAUUUGUAACCUUUGUGGCCCUGGGAGGGAAUGUAAACAUAAGGAUACUAGUCAAUCUGGCGAGAUAACAAAACAACAUGGGACCCAAUAUGGCAAUGAAAAUAGUCCAUCACAACAUGGGUGUGAACCUGUUACAUUUACUUACAACCUUAGUGGCCCUGGGAGAGAGUGUAAACAUCGGGAUACAAGUCAACAUGGCGACGUAACCAAACCUUGCGGUACCGAAUGUGACAAUGAAAAAAGUUCGUCAAAAGAUGGAUGCAAACCUGUUACAUUAACUUGCAACCUUUGUGGCCCUGGGACUGAGUGUAAACAUCAGGAUACUAGUCAAUAUGAUGACCUAAAUAAACAGUACAGUACCGAAGGUGACAAUGACAAAAAUUCGGCAAAACAUGGAUGCAAACCUGUUACAUUUACUUACAACCUUUGUGACCCUGGGAGGGAGACUAAACAUCACGAUACAAGUCAUUAUGCCGACGUAACCAAACAAUCCGGCACCCAGUAUGUCAAUGAUGAUAGCCCGUCAAGACAUGGGUGCAAACCUUUCAACUCUCGUAGCCCUGCGAGAGCCAGUAAACAGACUGCAGACCAAAAUGACGACAAGUCCACACCUGAUACUAAAACAUUCCUAUCUAACUCUUGCGGGUCCAAAUCCGACACUAAAACAUUCCUUUGUACUUGCCGUCAUACAAAACAUGACAAUGAAAAGAGUCCGUCAAAACAUAGGUGCGAACCUAUUUGCAACUCUUGUGGUUCUGGGAUAGAGUGUGAAAGACAGAGUACAGAUACAUUCCUUUGUAGCUCCUGUGGUACGGAACAUGACGAUAAGGAAAGUUUGACAAAACACUUGUGGGAACUUAAUCAUAUAUACCUUUGUAAUAUUUGUGGUUCUGAGGAUGAUUCUUUAUGUAAUACCAAUGAUAAAAAUGCAUCUUUAACUGAAUUACCUGAAAGUCGGUUGCAUGAAAAACUUGAUGUUCCUGAACACGAGAGUGAAAGUUUAUGUACAGCAUCUCGGUUUUCAAUAUGUGGUACCCCUGAAGAGAGGGAGCACCCUUGUGAUAAAAAUGAGCAUCCUGGAUUAUCGGAAUCGAGCAAGAAUGAAGCGAUAGAUCAACGUGAAUCGCAAUUUUUUGUAUGUAGCUUACGCAAUGUAGAAUAUGAUACUCAACAAGCGUGCUGUCAGACUAGUAUUGAACGCAAAGAGGAAGAACCUCAAAUCGUAUUAGAGAAGGGACGCCUAGAAAUAGAUUGUGUACCAGUUACAUAGUGUAAAACCCAUGACUGAUGAUGAUGCAGGAAGUUUUUCAUUUAUAAUAAAGGAACAAUUUCGAGAGGUUUAUAUAUCAAUUUAAAUGUAGAAAUGAGAGACAGGAAAUUUCAAUUGUUUACGAAAAAUUCAAUUAAUUUGACAACUUAUAUGGUACAUCGUAUUUUUGUAUGUAUUUGUAUUAUACUGUUAUAGUAUAUAGUUGGAUUCUAGAUUAUAAGAUUCAUAAUUCUUGUGUCCCCACUCUAAGGAUGUCGAGCAUUAAUAAAGAGCAUACAAAAUUAAAUUAGUAUGUUAAUAAUGAAUAAAAAUAAAAUCACAUUGUUCAGUCACAAAGAUCAUAAAACUGGCUGUUUUGAGGGAACACUUGCCAGAGUGCCUUACCUCAGUAGGGUAGUUGGCACUUUUUUGAGUAGAUUUGUUCUAUUAGACCAAAAAAGUAUUACUAUAUUUUUUCCAAACCGUAAAACUUUAAAAAUAUAUUUUUC
Messenger RNA from Acanthoscelides obtectus, 5810 nucleotides. NCBI's taxonomy places the organism in Eukaryota, Metazoa, Arthropoda, Insecta, Coleoptera, Chrysomelidae. The record is from the annotation of a GenBank genome assembly.